Messenger RNA from Protopterus annectens (West African lungfish), 1247 nucleotides. RefSeq names its product solute carrier family 25 member 48 (gene SLC25A48). The coding region runs from base 390 to 1247 and encodes 285 amino acids. NCBI's taxonomy places the organism in Eukaryota, Metazoa, Chordata, Ceratodontiformes, Protopteridae. Gene Ontology annotation, cellular component: mitochondrion. Gene Ontology annotation, molecular function: transmembrane transporter activity. The transcript has 7 exons. Gene Ontology annotation, biological process: transmembrane transport. The record is from RefSeq and is a predicted model, not a curated record.
GUGAAGGCUUUUAGUGUGUGUUUUGGUUCCUGCUGAUUGGCUUACACGUACCAAGCCCUUAUUGUUAAUCAGUAUAAACUUACAAUGGGCUUGCAGGUUAGCCGUCUCUGCUGGGAGUGCGGUGGGUUGUUAACCCUCUCCUUGCCUGGCUGCAUCUUAAAUGAGCUGAGGGAUUUUCUUUCAGUGGCUGUAGAUUCUUGAAAUGCCUCGCUUGCCUUCGGAAUAGUUUUAGCAAGUGCAUUUACCCUCCCACUGCAGUCUGUGAUUAUUUAGACUUAGACCUCAAGCUUGCAUUACAGCGUGUGCGCCACUUUAGGAUGUAGACUGCCAGCUGCAAUGUUCUAAACGACGAGAAUGAAUGAGGAUUGCAGGGUUUGGAUUGUCCAAGCAUGAGCGGUUUUCAGGUGGAUGAUUUUAUUGCAGGCUGGGUAGGAGGGGCAGCCAGCGUGAUUGUAGGACAUCCCCUUGACACUGUAAAGACACAUUUACAAGCUGGCCAUGGGUACAGGAAUACACUUCAUUGUAUUCUGACAAUCUACAGAAAUGAAAAUGCUACAGGAUUCUUCAAAGGAAUGUCCUUCCCACUGGCCAGCAUUGCUGUUUACAACUCUGUGGUGUUUGGUAUAUUCAGUAAUGUGCAAAGACUCAUCACUCAGUAUCGGUGUGGACAAGAGAAGGCUGUGCCUACACUUUCUGAUGUGGCAUUUGCUAGCAUGGUUACUGGGUUAAUCUCUGUUGGAAUUGGUUGUCCUGUGGAUUUGGUGAAGAUCAGACUACAGAUGCAGACAGCUCCAACUUUUCAAGCUAAUGUCAACCUGGCCAGUGGUGGAGCCAGUCAUAAAAAUAUUUUGUCCAGUCAAACUGUAUACAGAGGUCCAAUUGACUGUAUCCGUAGUGUCCUGAGGAAGGAAGGCAUUUGUGGAAUGUAUCGUGGAGCUGGAGCAAUGAUUUUCAGGGAUGUACCUGGAUAUUGCCUGUACUUUAUCCCAUAUUCCCUGCUGUGCUAUUGGUUUACUCCAGAAGAUCACAGUACACCAAGUGCUUUAUCUGUGUGGCUGGCAGGAGGCAUCUCAGGAGCCAUUUCUUGGGGGACAGCGACUCCAAUGGAUGUUGUUAAAAGUCGACUGCAAUCAGAUGGGGUUUGCCAGAAUAAAUAUAAUGGUGUGAAGGACUGCAUCAUCAAGAGUUACCAUAAUGAAGGCAUGCAAAGUGUAUGUCAGACUAAUUCAGGACUUGUUUUGCAUUAA